AUGAGGUCACGAAACAAGACGGAGAAAGAUCUGGUGAAAGGAGAGGAAGAAGCUUUCAGAAUGGAAGAGGAGGCUAUCACAUUGAAACAAGAGGAUGAUAUUACAGGGAAAGAGGAAGAUGGGAAAGAGGUUGUCAGAGUGGAAAAUGAGGAGGUAGAAGCUUUCAGAAUCAAAAAGGAUGAAGAUGCAUUGAAGAAAGAUAAUAUAGUGAAAGAAGAGGAAGAACCUUUCAGAAUCAAAAAUGAGGAAGAUGCAUUGAAGGAGGAGAAUGUAGUGAAAGAAGAGGAAGAACCUUUUGGAGUAAAAGAGGAAGAGGAGGAUAUCUCAAUAAAAGAGGAGGAAUAUGUUUUAGGAGUGAAAAAGGAGGAGGAGUCAGAAUAUCCGAUUACCAUCAGAGAGAGACAUGACGAUCCUGGAUCCUCUGGGGAGCCUCAACAACAUCCUGAUGCUGACGAGGCAGAGAAGAAUCUCUCCAGAUCAGAACACCAGAUGGACAACGCUAGCCCUUCCUCCCUCCCGGAGUCCCUGUGUCGUGCCUCUCCCGGUAGCGCCUUACUGCUGGGUAUGAAGAGGUUGUCUGUGCUGCUGGUGGACUGCAGGAAAACAACGGGGCUGAGUGGAACUGUGAGAGGAGGAGAAGAGAAGAAAGGAUCAGAUUUGACUCAUCAAAGUAAGUGCUGUAAUUUAGUUUGAAUAAAUUAAAUAGAUCUGCCCACUGGAAUCUGUUACCAGGACAACCAGCAGAGUUCUGUUUGGUGACAGGAAGAUAGACUGGUAUAUUUCCAC
Molecule: messenger RNA, 786 nt
Organism: Oncorhynchus keta (chum salmon)
Lineage: Eukaryota; Metazoa; Chordata; Actinopteri; Salmoniformes; Salmonidae
Product: trichohyalin-like
Exons: 3
Coding region: 1-693 (230 amino acids)
Source: RefSeq, a predicted model, not a curated record